GGCUCAAGUUAGUUCUUUCUUAGCAGUGAAUCUAUCAGUGUCUUGGUCCGCAUACGAGGAUCAGGAUCUGUUACCGAGAGUGUGCGUGUGUAUUUACAAAGUAAAGGCUUUCUUGAAGAGAAGCAGUUUACUACACAAGGAAACCUCUUCGACUUCGACUCAAAGGGAAUCAUGUUUCGAUUUAUAUUGCUAUCAACGUUGCUUGUAGCAGCGACUGCCCAAUACCAAGGUGGUUACAAUCGGGAUCCGAAAACUGCUGCUAUCCUGAGUGAACAGCGCUAUCUUUCCGGAGAUGGCAAAUUUGGCGCUGCAUACGACCAGGAAGAUGGAACUAACUUCAAAGAAGAGACGGAUGCCGAUGGUAAUCGUCGUGGAUCCUACAGCUACGUUGACCCAUCUGGACAAAGAAGAACUGUCUCCUACGUCGCUGGCAAAAAUGGCUUUCAAGCUUCUGGAGACCACCUUCCAGUAGCUCCUGCUGCUCCAGCUCAUGCUGCACCUCAGCCACAGUACCAACCGCAAGCUCAAUAUCAGCCUCAGCCAGCACCACAGUACCAGCCACAGCCACAGUAUCAGCCGCAGUUCAGCAGCGGUGGACGCAGCUAUGAUAACCAAGGUUAUGACGAUGGUCAAUACGAUCCACGCUGGAACGAUCCAUCGUUCAGCGAACAACACUCACGUCAAGCUCCGGCUCCAGCCCCGGCACCGGCACCAGCUCCCGUUUCUAACUAUCGUCCUGCUCCGGCACCAGUAGCUCCUGCUCCACAAUACAGUCACUAUAAUCAUGCUCAGGUUGGUCAACAGCCACACCAGGAAUGGACUACUCAGGCACCUCAUCGAUUCCAGCCGCCUGGCAAACUGCAGCUGAACAGAACUCCUGACGGUUUUAGUUACUCUUUUAACAAAGUUUAAGUAACCUAUACUGAAAGCAAGUCAAAGAGAGAAACAGAAAGAUAGUGAUCGAGUGUGUGAGAUAGAGAUAGAAUUUGUGAAACUUUAAUGCCUCAAAGGAUUUCCUUCUCCUUCAUUACCAUAGAUCCUAUGGAAUUUUCCAUCCCUUCUAAUUUGCACGUGUUCUGUUCACUGUUCGUUUUAGUAGUCGAGUAAGAGUUACUGCCUGUUGUGAUAUGAGUACGUAGGAGAGACCCAGUGGUCAAAUAUUGGCCACAAUAUUCAAGUUAGAUAUUAUUUAAAUAUCCCUCGUCCCAUUUCCAAUCACGACACCAUUCAAUAUUAAAAUCACUUCUAUUUGAAUAAUUCGGUCGAAAAUAAGAAGAAUUAAAGAAUAUGAUAAUGAUACAAAAAA
This is a messenger RNA of Malaya genurostris, 1306 nucleotides long. It is a transcript of the gene Cpr100A, whose product is annotated as cuticle protein 2. NCBI's taxonomy places the organism in Eukaryota, Metazoa, Arthropoda, Insecta, Diptera, Culicidae. Gene Ontology annotation, cellular component: chitin-based extracellular matrix. Bases 172 to 912 code for a protein of 246 amino acids. Gene Ontology annotation, molecular function: structural constituent of chitin-based larval cuticle. The transcript is spliced from 3 exons. The record is from RefSeq and is a predicted model, not a curated record.